Myotis daubentonii (Daubenton's bat) is the source of this 2648-nucleotide messenger RNA. RefSeq names its product leukocyte immunoglobulin-like receptor subfamily A member 5. The record is from RefSeq and is a predicted model, not a curated record. Gene Ontology annotation, biological process: immune response-regulating signaling pathway; cytokine-mediated signaling pathway. Bases 749 to 1564 code for a protein of 271 amino acids. Gene Ontology annotation, cellular component: plasma membrane. Gene Ontology annotation, molecular function: inhibitory MHC class I receptor activity. Lineage: Eukaryota; Metazoa; Chordata; Mammalia; Chiroptera; Vespertilionidae. The transcript is spliced from 6 exons.
AUAAAUAAAUAAAUGUUUUAAGUCAACAUCAGAUCUCCCACCCAAAUCAGUGUCCCUUAAAGCUUGAAGGCAGAGCCACAGGAUGAGGAGGAGACUUUAACACAGGAAACAAGGUGUACUUAGGAGGAAAAAUAACUCAGAAGCAUGUCCCCAAAAAGCAGGGGUAGAUGCUGUUGUUACGAAUAUAAGGCAAGGUCCAAGAGGGCAGCAACGAUAGAAAGGAAGCCAUACUUGGGGCCAGGAGAAGUGACGUGUGUCCUUCUGUUAUUUCCCUGCAUUUCCCCUCUGUGCUCAUUGUCACAGGGACAUCGCCCUGAGCUGCACAGUUGGAGGGUGAGCGUGUCCCUGCUGAUCUGAGCUCUGCAGGCCACAGGGACCCACGUCUUCUUGAGGCGUCUCCAGGCCCCGGUGGCACUGUCCAUGGUGAGGACCCCAGGGAGGUGCUGAUGGACGGGCUGAGGAGGAAGGAGACCCCGUGGGGGAGGCUGUGACAGGGAAGGACGUGCCCUGGGUCAUCUCACCUGCAAGGGGCCGCUCAGGAGACUCCGGGAAUAUUUCUUGCUUCGCCAUGGAAACCAGAUGCAGGCCUCUGGGAAGGGAAUGUUCCCCUUUCUGUGGGGCUGCUGACAUAAGAGCCCCGUGACAGCGAUGGCCAGCCUCCCAGGGGCCACACCCUGUGUGUCUGUCUGUUCUUAGGACACUGUGGCCUCCUGCAUCUGCACAGCGGGGUGCAAAGAGAGGAGACGCCAUGACCCCCACGCUCAGGGCCCUGCUCUGCCUCGGGCUGAGUGUGGGCCUCAGGACCCCAGUGCAGGCAGGGCCCCUCCCCAAGCCCCCCGUCUGGGCUGAGCCAGGCGCAGUGAUCCCCCAGGGGAACCCUGUGACCAUCUGGUGUGAGGGGACCCCAGGGGCUGAGGAGUACCUUCUGGAGAAAGAGGGAAGCCCAGCACCAUGGAAAAGACAGAAGCCACAGGAUCCCGGGGACAGGGCCAACUUCUCCAUCCCACACAUGACAGAGUAUGAUGCAAGGACAUAUCGCUGUUACUAUCACAGCCCCACUGGCUGGUCAGAGCGCAGUGACCCCCUGGAGCUGGUGGUGACAGGAUUCUACAGCAAACCCAGGCUCUCAGCCCUGCCCAGCCCUGUCGUGACCUCAGGAGGGAACGUGACCCUCCAGUGUGGCUCAGGGCAGGGAUUUGGCAGGUUCCUUCUGACUAAGGAAGGAGAUCACAGGCUCUCCUGGGCCCUGGACUUACACAUUUACCCCAAUGGCCAGUCCCAGGCCCUGUUCCCUGUGGGCCCCGUGACCUUCAGCCACAGGUGGAUGUUCAGAUGCUAUGGCUGUUCCAGGAACAGCCCCCAUGUGUGCUCACACCCCAGUGACCUCCUGGAGCUCCUGGUCCCAGGAGCAGCCGACACCAUCAGCCCCUCACAGAACAACUCAGACCCCAAGAGUGCCUCCCACUCCCAAGACUACACCGUGGAGAAUGCCAUCCGGAUGGGCGUGGCUGGAUUGGUCCUGGUGGCACUCGGGUUGCUGCUCUUUUGGUCUCGAAAGAACUAGAAACAGACCCAGGAUGCAGCCAGGACGUGAACAUGGAGGGAACAAUGCAUGGUUCAGAGAGGGGGAUCUUGGGAAGGUUCUGGAAGAUAACGUGGGACAUAUGCUGAGGGACCUGCCUGCGGCUCCUUGCAGGUGGAGGAGUCAUCGCUCAUGUGCAGGGACAAGGUCUGGACCUUCUGCCCUUGGACUGUGGUCCUUUCCCUCCCGGCCCCUGUGAGUCCUGUGACUGGUUCUGACUUUCCCCAUUUUGGUGAAAUUAGCAUUUAUCCCACAUGGCAGGUACAGGUCCACACCUCCCUACGCUUGCAUGGAAUAUGUUUUCAUUUAUUUCUAACCACACGGAACUUCAUGUCUGUAUGGAGUCGCCAUCUCCUGAGACCAGAGAAUGCCGUCUAUUGGAAUCAAUCUACAAGGUGCACAAUCCAUCCUGCAAGAGGUAAACCCAUAGGAGGCCCUAACGCCCUCUCUGGACUCCACACGCCCCUCACCUGGCCUCGGAGGCCACCUGUGUACUUUCUGCAGAAACUUCACCCCUUGGGAUGUAGACCUGGUUGUUUGAAGGGGUCGCCUGGUCUGAGCUGCCUCUGAAAACCCUAAUGUCCAAAACACAGUGCAAGACACAGAUGAUGGGUUACAGACGUGCACACUUGAAACCUAUGUCAUGUUAUUCACAGAUGGCACUCCAAUAAAUUUAAUAUAAAAACCCUGAUUCAUGGCUUUUGCCAAUUUCUCUGGUAUACAUGCCCCCUUCAUGGUUAAGGUCAAGUGCCCAUGUAAGGUCCUUACACAGACUUGGGAAGCGAUACACAAACUGACUUUCACAAAACAGUACAAGCCCAUGUGGGACACCUAUAACACCACACUGAUAGCCCCACGGUGCUCCUAAGUCCCUUCUAGCUGAUGUGUAAUGAUGGUUUCUACUUCAAGGUUGGGGCACAGUUUCCAUGAAAACACAAGACCAUGCUCCCAACCCAUCCAGAUGAGAUGCACAAAUGAAUGGUUUACUAUCAGUUGUGGGAGAGAAUCGUGAGUCCAUAGAAUCCUACGGCAUUACUAGUAGGAGUGCCAAUUAUAUUCAUCAAUU